GGUCCGAUCCCGGUGCGGUCCCGGUUCGGCUCCCCCCGGGUCCAUGGAGCCGGCCGAGGUGGAGUUCCUGGCCGAGAAGGAGCUGGUGACGAUCGUGCCCAACUUCAGCCUCGACCGGAUUCACCUCAUCGGGGGAGAUCUGGGUCCCUUCAACCCUGGCCUGCCGGUGGAAGUGCCUGUGUGGUUGGCCAUCAAUCUGAAGCAGAGGCAGAAGUGUCGGCUCAUUCCCCCGGAGUGGAUGGAUGUUGGGAAACUGGAGGAAAUCCGGGAUCAGGAGCGCAAGGAGGACACCUUCACUCCAAUGCCCAGUCCCUACUACAUGGAGCUCACCAAGCUGCUGCUGAACUAUGCCUCUGACAACAUCCCCAGGGCGGACGAGAUCCGGACGCUGGUGAAGGACACGUGGGACACGCGCAUGGCCAAGCUGCGCCUGUCCGCCGACAGCUUCGUCAGGCAGCAGGAGGCUCACGCCAAGCUGGAUAACUUAACCCUGAUGGAGAUCAACACCACUGGGACUUUCCUCACGCGGGCCUUGGACCACAUGUACAAGCUCCGCACCAACCUCCAGCCGGGCGAGAGCUCCCACUCCCAGGAUUUCUGACCCGAGCUGGGAGGAGCUGCUUCCCCUGGGCAGCCCCAGCGCCCUGCAGGGACCUGCCAGCCCUCAAACCCCCCUCAGGCCCGGCUGGGAGUCGCUCUGGAGCUGCUGGAGCAUCCCCAGAGCCCGGCGCAGGGGCUUUUUGCCCUCCCUGCCCCAGGGGUUUUUAUUCUCCCUCCUGGGAUUGUCCCCACCCCCCUUGGGACGCUUUUACCCCCUCCCAGGUUUUGCCAUCCCCCAAAACCACCACCCAGGUCCCCCAAAACACGACUUUAUUCACAGCCCGGCCCUGUCCAUGUCCCCUCCCCGCCCCACGGGGGGGCCCAAUGUCACCUCCUGCCCCUGGGGGUCCCACCCUCGCGUCCCUCCCCCUUCCCCCUAUUUACAGCUCUGGGAUGUGGCCCCGAGGGUGACGCAGGGCACGGGGUGAGCUUAGGGACAUCAGCUCUGUGUCACUGUCCUGUCCGUGUGUCCUCCCCUUUGGAGUCACCAUGUCCUGUCCUUGUCCCAGUCCAGGUGCCCCCCACUCUCUCAGCUUGGUGUCACCACAUCCCCUCGCCUGUGUGACCCCAGCUCUGUCACUACCCAUUAAACACUCCUGUGUCCCCUGGCAUGGUGGCACCGUGUCCCCUGCGUGUGGCACAGUCCCUGUGUCCCCCACCAGGGUAGCCCUCUGCCUGUGUGUCCCCAUGUCCCUGCAGGGCACCAACAGCACGUUGUCCAUGUGUCCCCACCACGGUGUCCCUGCAGGGCAUGAAGGUGUGCCAGCUGUCCCUGUGUCCCCACAUCCCGGUGCCACUGUCCCUGUGUGCCUCAGGGCAUGAGGAGAGGGCGGUGCCAUUGUCCCCAUGUCCCCUUGGGGCGGUUCCACUGUCCCCAUGUCCCCUCGAGGCAUGAAGAGCAGGGCAGUGCCACUGUCCCCAUGUCCCCUCGGGGCACGAAGAGAGGGCGGUGCCACUGUCCCCGUGUCCCCUCGGGGCACCAAGAGCUGGCAGUGCCACUGUCCCCGUGUCCCCUCAGGGCACAAGGAGCAGGACAGUGCCA
Motacilla alba alba is the source of this 1642-nucleotide messenger RNA. RefSeq names its product GINS complex subunit 2 (gene GINS2). NCBI's taxonomy places the organism in Eukaryota, Metazoa, Chordata, Aves, Passeriformes, Motacillidae. Gene Ontology annotation, biological process: DNA replication; double-strand break repair via break-induced replication. Gene Ontology annotation, cellular component: GINS complex; nucleus. The transcript has 5 exons. Bases 44 to 601 code for a protein of 185 amino acids. The record is from RefSeq and is a predicted model, not a curated record.